This is a messenger RNA of Notolabrus celidotus (New Zealand spotty), 1564 nucleotides long. Its product is annotated as FH1/FH2 domain-containing protein 3. The coding region runs from base 37 to 1383 and encodes 448 amino acids. Gene Ontology annotation, cellular component: cytoplasm; cytoskeleton. Gene Ontology annotation, biological process: actin filament network formation; cortical actin cytoskeleton organization. NCBI's taxonomy places the organism in Eukaryota, Metazoa, Chordata, Actinopteri, Labriformes, Labridae. The transcript is spliced from 9 exons. The record is from RefSeq and is a predicted model, not a curated record. Gene Ontology annotation, molecular function: actin filament binding.
UUGCGCUCUAUCAGGACUGAGCCUGAGGUUCCAGCGAUGCGACCUGUGGCUCCGCCCGCCAUCGUCUUCGCUCUCCGUGGUGUCUUGCCGUGCUACCCGUGGCCGCUUACGCCUCCGCGAGCUGAUUCGCUGGAGAGAACCUGGCUCCUGGAGUCUGGAAAAAAGGAGCACAAGAAGCAGCCGUCGGUCUCUGUUUUGGGGAUGAAGAGGAGUAACAUCAUCACCAUCGCCCUAAGCAGCCUGCCCCCUCCCCGCCUCCUCCCCCCUGCUAUCUACAGCAUGGACAGCAGUGUGCUGGACAAAGAGGACGUCCAGCGACUUCAGGCGCUUAUCCCAACAGAAGAGGAACUUUGUCUGAUCAAGGAGGCCAAGGCCCAGAAUCCCAAGUCUCCUCUUGCCCCGGCUGAGCUCUGCCUGCUUACUUUGGGGGAAAUAACACAUCUGGACUCUAGGCUACAGCUGUGGUCCUUCGCACUGGAGUACGACUCUUUGGAAAGGGAAAUUGCUGAACCUCUUUUCCACCUGAAGUUGGCCAUGGAGCAGCUCUCAGCCAGUCAAACCUUUAGAUGUAUUCUCGCCACAGUUUUAGCCAUUGGUAACUUUCUUAAUGGAUGCAAGGCCCGUGGUUUUGAGCUGAGUUACCUGGGAAAGCUGUCCCAGGUGAGGGAUACACACACUCGCCAGCCCCUGCUGCACCACGUCUGCGUGCUCCUGAUGCAGCUCUACCCGCAAUCAUCUGACCUCUACUCUGACAUCACUGCUGUUACUAAAGCUGGCAAGUACGACUACUCCCUCGUCCAGACCAAUUUCACUCAGCUUGAGGUGCUCUGCAAAGCAUCAUGGGACCAGCUCAAGAUUUUGGACAAGGUAGACGACAAGAGGAAAGGUGGAAAGCUGGAGAAGAGGAAAGAUGAGGCCUUGGCAGCGGACGGAAUGCUGCGGAACAGGCUGCCGAAGAUUUUGAAAGAGUGCGAGGAGAGGCUGAAGGUCUUGAGGGCCGUCCACCGGCGAGUUAUCAACAGGUUCCACUCCUUCCUCUUAUUCCUCGGCUACUCCCGCGCUAUGGUACGAGACACCAAAGCAGAGGACUUCUGUAAAACCAUCAGUAACUUCUCUUUAGAGUACAGGACGACACGGCAGUCCCUCCUCAUGCAGAGGGAGCGGGAACGACAGAGAAGUGGAGCAGAAAGUCCAGGCCCGAGCACUCCCACAUCCAGGAGGAAACAACAACAAAUGCCGACUGAGGAGAAUGAGGAGCAGUGUCGGCUCGAGGAGGUGCUGAGGACACCCGAGCCUGUCCCAAGACGUGACGCCACUUUGCCCCGAAACCGAAGGAGGACGGCUGAUAAUCAAGGACCUUUCUCCCUGAAACUGAAGUGGUGAACCUGCUGACUCUGCUUUCAAACCAAUUCAGUCACUGGUGUAACAAAGAGAAAAGCUUAUGAUUAUUUAUGACGUGUUUGUUGGAAGUCACCUUUUUUUUGUGGACGAGUGCAUGAUAUUUCACACGACAUUUAACUUAGAAUUAUGUUUGAAAUUAAAUUAAAGAUGAAUUAAAAACUGA